This is a messenger RNA of Rosa rugosa (rugosa rose), 642 nucleotides long. RefSeq lists its product as uncharacterized. The coding region runs from base 1 to 642 and encodes 213 amino acids. The transcript is spliced from 2 exons. Gene Ontology annotation, molecular function: nucleic acid binding; RNA-DNA hybrid ribonuclease activity. Lineage: Eukaryota; Viridiplantae; Streptophyta; Magnoliopsida; Rosales; Rosaceae. The record is from RefSeq and is a predicted model, not a curated record.
AUGGAGGUCUUGGGUGAGGCUAGUGAAGUGGAAUCUUCACUGGACAUGGUGCCGAAUCCGGUUGAGGAAAUGACUACCUCAAUUGAUGCUAAUUCAGAGGCUUAUAAACUUCAAGAGGUUAGGGAGAUAGAAUUGUUUGUAGGAAUAGCUUGGUGGAUUUGGCAUGAUAGAAAUAAUGCUUUUCAUAGGGGUAAGGAGCUGCAAGCUUCUGAGUUGUUCCACAAAGCAGUAGAGUGGAUAGAGGAAUGGUCCAAUGCAAAUGUAAAGGACCAGCAGCCUUUGCAAUCUAGUGACAAUGAUGCAGGUUCGUUAAUUUGGGAGGCUCCUCCUCCUAGUUGGGUGAAGCUUCAUUUUGACGGUGCAGGUGAUGUAAAAAAUGGAAGGGUUGGUAUGGGUGCAGUAGUUCUUGAUGAAUUUGGAAGGAUGCAGGGUGCAUUGGCUGUUCCUGUUGAUGGGACACUUAGUCCGUUGGCAACAGAAGCUGUAGCUUUAAGGUAUGGAGUCCUUUAUUGUAAAGAGUUGGGUUUUACUAGAGUGGAGAUUGAAGGUGAUGCCUUGAAUGUGUUGAAGGCUUUAGACUGUAAUGGCUUUGACUUGAAUGAGAUUGGGGCUAUUAUUGAGGAUGUUAAACAUGGAUGGUAG